Molecule: messenger RNA, 1362 nt
Organism: Galeopterus variegatus (Sunda flying lemur)
Lineage: Eukaryota; Metazoa; Chordata; Mammalia; Dermoptera; Cynocephalidae
Gene: GASK1B
Product: family with sequence similarity 198, member B
Exons: 2
Cellular component (GO): Golgi apparatus
Source: RefSeq, a predicted model, not a curated record
CUUUCCCUAUCUAUGUGCACUCUUAUCCCACUGUUCUAUUUUUUUCAUUUGUAUUAACCCUUUCUCAACUUUUUCUGAAUUUCUAGGCCUUCUCUUCCGAGAACUGGUGGGACACAAGUGUUACUCUGUAAGCAGCCACGAUGUUGAGAAACAAACCACAUUUCUCCUUGGGGAGGCUGAUAGCAGUUUAAAAGGUUUGUUGUGGCGAGUGUCAGAAACAUUCCCAACUCUGUCACCAACCCUUUCCUUCCACCUGUACCACUGGAGACCACUUAGACACCGAGGUGGACGUGACAGCUGAGUUCAGGAAACCAUGCAUCAUGUCAGCAGAAGCCAACUGCAGACUUUAAACUCUGUUCAACAUGUGGAUGUGGCAGAGAAAUGACCUGUCCAGACAAGCCAGGGCAACUUAUAAACUGGUUCUUCUGCUCCCUGUGUGUCCCGCGGCUGUGUAAACUCUGGAGCAGCCGGCGUCCCAGGACCCGGAGGAACCUCCUGCUGGGUACUGCCUGCGCCAUCUACUUGGGCUUUCUGGUGAGCCAGGUGGGGAGGGCCUCAAUCCAGCAAGGACAGGCAGCCGAAAAGGGGCCACACCACAGCCGCGACCCCGCAGAGGCGUCCUUCCCUGAGAUACCCCUGGAUGGAACCCUGGCCCCUCCUGAGUCCCAGGGUAAUGAGACCACCCUGCAGCCCAAUGUGGUGUACAUUACCCUACGCUCCAAGCGCAUCAAGCCUGCCAAUAUCCGUGGCACGGUGAAACCGAAGCGCAGGAAGAAGUAUGCGCUGGCAUCUGCGGCCCCGGGACAGGAGGCCCUGGCUGGACCAUCCCUUCAGCCGCAGGAAGAUUCAAGGGCAGCUGAUGCUGCAGUGCCUGGGUACACUCCAGGAGGAAACCCAGCCAAGGUUGGAGAGCAGCCGUGGAGGUUGGUGAGGGGUCGGGCAGUGAGAGCUGCGGGCUCAGACAUCCAGCUGCCCAAGGCCAGGGAGAGCAACAUCAGGAUCUACAGCGAGAGCGCCCCCUCCUGGCUGAGCAAAGAUGACAUCCGCAGAAUGCGCCUGUUGGCUGACGGGGCAGUGGCAGGCCCCCAGCCAGUGCCUUCCAAGAGCGGUGCCCGCUUGUUGGUGCUGGAGGAGAGCGCCACUGGCUCUGUGCCCCACUGUGGCCCUAGUCCCUGUGGGCUGCUCAAGCAGCCCUUGGACAUGAGUGAGGUGUUUGCCUUCCACCUGGACAGGAUUCUGGGACUCAACAGGACCCUGCCUUCUGUGAGCAGGAAAUCAGAGUUCAUCCAAGGUAACAGAUUCACGUGCUUCAUUACUUGCAGCUGUUCGGGAUUCAGGUUCAUUUUCUCUUUUCCUUCUCUC